This is a messenger RNA of Xiphias gladius (swordfish), 2401 nucleotides long. RefSeq names its product selenoprotein S (gene selenos). NCBI's taxonomy places the organism in Eukaryota, Metazoa, Chordata, Actinopteri, Istiophoriformes, Xiphiidae. The coding region runs from base 716 to 1291 and encodes 191 amino acids. Gene Ontology annotation, biological process: endoplasmic reticulum unfolded protein response; retrograde protein transport, ER to cytosol. Gene Ontology annotation, cellular component: Derlin-1 retrotranslocation complex; endoplasmic reticulum membrane; Derlin-1-VIMP complex. The transcript has 6 exons. The record is from RefSeq and is a predicted model, not a curated record.
CUGCGGUCCCUCCCCUCUGUGGCCGUUCGCCUCCGUCCUCUGCAUCAAGCGUUUCAGUCUUUUCCCGAGCGUUACUGUUCUCCGUGUGACUGUUUUCUAGUUUUUUUGACCGCGCCUUAGUCUAGCCCGUUGGUUUUGUCUGCCUGUUCCUGAUUGCCUUCCUGUUUACCAAACAAUUCUUCUCAGUUUUUUGGAACCCCCUUUUUUUUUUGUCUGAGUCGUGUGUUUGAGUCCCUGGCUUGUGGUUUCAGUCGUGAUACCUAGAAUGUAGCAAGUAUAACUGAAAGAAAAAGCUUAUUAUAAGAGACUGUCAGACCAAGGAAUCUUGUGUCUCUCUGUUAAAUCUCUCUUUGGCAAAAAUGAGAAGCAUCAUAUGACUAGAAAAACAGUUCCUGCACGAUACAGGUCUCUAGACAACAAAAGGAAAUGUGAUUGAACCAGUUAGUCUUUAUCCUGCGGAGGGCAGUACUACGCCCAGUGGCGUCCACACUGCCAAAAACCACCGAAGAAGAAGAAGAAGCCGGAAGCACAAGAAGAUGAUAAUGAAACGCAACGCAAGUCUAACACGUCAUAUUUGCUGCUCUGCGUUCAGUUGUAUCAAAGAUGGUUGACAUAGGAAGGAGUCUCCGCCACGACUAGUAGCCUAACAGACGAUAACGUUUGUUUCUCAGCGCGGGAGCCCUACACAGGCGGCGUUUAUUUAUUUUUGUCUGAAAUGGAAGAUGUGGUGAUCACAGAUGUCAAUGAACGUGGCCAUCAGGUGGAGAAACCGCCCCUCAAAAACCAGGAUCUGAGUUCCCUGAACCUGUUUGGAGAGCUUCUGUCCCAGUAUGGGUGGUACCUGCUGGUUGUGACUGUGCUGGUCUACCUGCUCAUCCAGCACCUGAGCAGGAGGAGAUCCAGCCAGAGCUGCCACAAUUCACCCCAACAAACAGUGCAAGAUGCUGCGUUAGUGGCAAGAAGACAAGAGGCCAUGGAAGCGGCUCGGAGAAAGAUGCAAGAGCAGCUUGAUGCCAAAGCAGCCAUCUUCAAAGAGAAACAGAAAGAGCAAGAAGAAGAGAAGAGGAGGCAGAAAAUAGAGAUAUGGGAGAGUAUGCAACAGGGAAAGAGUUACAAAGGAACAGCAAAACUCUCUCAGACCACCGAAGAGGCCAGCUCAUCAACAACAGCGCUGAAACCAAAGACGGACAAGAAGCCACUUCGCAGUGCUGACUACAGUCCCCUGUCUGGACAGGGAGGAGGCUCCUGCUCCUGGAGACCUGGCAGGAGAGGACCAUCAUCUGGUGGAUGAGGUUAAAGAAGGUCAGAGAUUGGUCUGUAUGACCUUUGAUCUCUGACAUCCGGAUGUGCACACUGACUGACUGAACCAAGCUGACAAUGUCACCAAGCCCACUUUUUAUUAAGAUUUUUUUUAACUUGCUCCGUACUUCUAAUGUGUGUUGAUCAGUUAGCAUUAUUAAUAGCACAUACCUGCUAUCCGCUUUGAUUUUCUCUACUGUUACUUACGCUCUAAUCUCUCUAUGCUGCUGCAUUGUUAAGCUUCAAAGAUAAUAUGAUAAUCUUGAAUCAUGACUUUAAGGGGUAAAUGAAUUGUGGACUUGAAAGCUUUUAAUGAAGCCAUUCCUGUAAAUGGUACAUAACCACUAAGUUUGGCUGAUAAAUUUCACAGUCUGUGUGCUUUUUGAUAUAUUUUAAUAUGUCUAUCAAUAUGUACAACCAUAGCUUUAGAGCUUAUAUUACUACAGCAGCUGUAGCUGGUGGACAAUGGUUAAUAACAAGAAAUAGUACAUUCUCAUUAUAUAGUUGCAAACAUUUUGAUCUAUCUAAAUGUAAGGAGGGCAUGUCUAUAGUGUUGCAAGCAUUUUUAUGCAAUAAAAAUAUGUUCACCAGGAGUUUGAAUUUGUCUAGCUGGGAAUCUGCAAGCGCCUGAAGGUGGUGUGAAGGUGCAACAUGCUCGGUGGGGCUGUUGAAAACUCUUUGUAAGCAUUACUUAACCUUUAUAUAUCCAGGAAAUCUAAUUGAGACCAAGAUCUGUGAACAGAUAACAUCAAACACAUACACAAUAUCAAAACAAGGUGAGUCAGUCACAAAACUCACCAAGGCUGGAUUACCAACUGUGCAUUUGCAUCGGGGCUCCACAUGCCAAGGGGCCCAAAGGCCCCAUGUCCGUGAUGGUUUACAACUGCCCCGUGGAGUUGUCUUGAAAACAGGUUACGGUUUACAUUGUGCGUGUCCUUCAGGUCUGACAAACAUGUUGAAUGCAUUUCCUUUCUCAUAAAUUUUGCAAAGCUGAUUUUUCUUAAAAGUUAGAAAAUGUCUCUUUUUUUACAUUCAUGUUUACAAGUUAACAGUCUUCUUUUUCACUGCCUUUAUCGUCAAUGCUGCAUUGGGGGGGGGUUAC